AUGCUCAAUUUAAACGACCUUGGUUUUAUCAGGUGCGUGAAGAAUUUAGAAACGUCUAGCGUUUUUUAUGUAUCUCUACAAGGACGACUACGUCUCAUGAAGGUGUAUCAUGCCAUUGAGAAAGAAGUUGACCCGUAUAUCUGCGAGAGCGCUGCAUAUGUUCGUCUGAAGGGGCGAGGGUUAUGCCAGCAAGGGAUUGUCCCAGACUUUUAUGGGGUGAUCGAUCAAAUAGACCCAAGGCAAUGGCAACCUCACUUGAACGGAUUUCUGAAGGAUAAACAUCGCCCAAACGCUAUCCUACUGGAGUAUAUCCCAAAUUUGAAGCAAAUAGGCCUUGAGACAUAUACGGAAGACCGUGCCGCAGCACUUCUGAGCAUCAUUCAAAAGAUCCAUGAGGCUGGAAUCUGCCAUUGUGAUCCAUACCCUCGCAAUAUGAUGGUUCAGCCAGAAACAGAUAGAGUCCUCUGGAUAGAUUUUGAUCGUGCCCAAACUGUUUCUGACGAGUCUAUCACCGAUAGACAUCAUAGUUGGAUGGAAGAUGAUACAUUGAUGACCGCUGAGCUGUUAGACUUUCUGGCAAAAGAUAGGAAGCUCGGGAAGCUUGACCAUGUUUGGGGUUAUUAUUAUCAUUACUCAUGA
This is a messenger RNA of Aspergillus vadensis CBS 113365, 639 nucleotides long. RefSeq lists its product as uncharacterized. Gene Ontology annotation, biological process: protein phosphorylation. The record is from RefSeq and is a predicted model, not a curated record. The coding region runs from base 1 to 639 and encodes 212 amino acids. NCBI's taxonomy places the organism in Eukaryota, Fungi, Ascomycota, Eurotiomycetes, Eurotiales, Aspergillaceae. The transcript is spliced from 4 exons. Gene Ontology annotation, molecular function: ATP binding; protein kinase activity.